This is a messenger RNA of Closterium sp. NIES-65, 344 nucleotides long. Lineage: Eukaryota; Viridiplantae; Streptophyta; Zygnematophyceae; Desmidiales; Closteriaceae. The record is from the annotation of a GenBank genome assembly.
UGGACGUGUGCGGGUCGUACUUCAAGAACCCCUGCUACGUGGGCACAUGCAUCAACGAUCUCAAGGGCUCCUACUCCUGCAUCUGCCCUCCCAACCACAUUGAAAGAGCUACAAAUUACGGCUUCCCAACCUGUGAUCCAGCGGAUACCACUGCCACCAGCAUGACGGUUAGUGGAGACAACUGGCAAUGUUCGGAUGUUUAUCCGAGUGUUGGCAUCUCCAUGAACAACUUCUUUUCUAACAAUCCGGGGAUAAACUGCAGCCAGCCAUUGGACAAAGGCACUAUUCUUCAGCUUGCUGGUACUCCUGGCACACCUUGCACUGCCUUCUUUUACACGAUCAAG